CCACAACACAACACAUAACACCACCACCAAACUGUCGCCAAAAUGCCAAAAGCAGAAGUAGGCUCCACCAAGCACCUAAACAACAAACUAAAGUCCAAGGGACUCCAGCGCCUACGAUGGUACUGUCAAGUAAGCUUCCAACCCCUCCAACUAUGCGUAUGCGCCCCUCAUCCUAACCUAUCCCCCAGAUAUGCGAAAAGCAAUGUCGCGAUGAGAAUGGCUUCAAAAUGCACACCCAAUCCGAAUCGCACGUCCGGAAAAUGCUGCUUGUUGGUGAAGACCCAAAGAAAUACAUAAACGACUACAGCAACCAAUUCCAGAAAGACUUCCUGCUCUUACUGCGCACCUCCCACGGCGAGAAGAAGGUCCAUCUCAACCACUUCUACCAGGAGUAUAUCCAUAAUAAGGAGCAUAUACACAUGAACUCGACGAAAUGGCCUUCGUUGACGGAGUUUGCGAAGUUUUUGGGUCGCGAGGGUAUUUGUAGGGUUGAGGAGGACGAGAAAGGUGUUCAUGUUGCGUGGAUUGAUAAUAGUCCCGAGGCGUUGAGGAGGAGUGAUGCGAUUAGGAAGAAGGAACGGCAGGAUAAAGGGGACGAGGAGAGGGAGCAGAUGGCUAUUAGGGAGCAGGUUAAGAGGGCGAAGAUGGAUGCUGAGGGGAGAGGCGCAGAUGAGGAAGUUGAUGAAGCGGAGCGAGAACUGAAGCGAGAGGAUGGGGAGAAGAUCAAGCUUAGCUUUGGCGCAAAACCUACUGCGAAAGCAGAGUCGUUACCAGUCCCAAUAGUGGAUUCGAAGCCAGAAGCCUCGACGUCACCGAAAGAUGGAAUAGAGCAAGCCGAGCCAGCAGAAAAUAAGACGGAUUCGGUAGAAGCGCCUGCCGCUGAGCCAGCAGCAGCGGCGCCAGCGAAAGUCUCUAUGAAAAUGAGAUUUUCGAGUAAACCAAAGAACGUCUUCGCAGCAGCAAAGAAGAAUGCUCUGGGUGGAAAGAAGUCUAUCGCUAUUGAGCAGCCAAAGAAGAUGAGCGAAGCUGAACGAAUAAUGAAGGAAGAAAUGGCGAAGAAAAGGGGACCUUCCGGAUUUGGGGGACCAGCACAGAAGAAACGGAGAUUUUAGAAUGUUGUAUAGCAAGUGUUCACAAUAUGGAGUUAUGGGUGGUAUGGGAGCAUUUACAUAGGCGCAAAGGGGAUUGGGGAAUAGGCGUCACUUUUUAGAGAUACCACUUGCUUGUGUGAAUUUAGAAAUCAUUCAAAGUAAUAGAAA
This is a messenger RNA of Hymenoscyphus albidus, 1259 nucleotides long. The record is from the annotation of a GenBank genome assembly. Lineage: Eukaryota; Fungi; Ascomycota; Leotiomycetes; Helotiales; Helotiaceae.